Messenger RNA from Lepidothrix coronata (blue-crowned manakin), 766 nucleotides. It is a transcript of the gene TRIM15, whose product is annotated as tripartite motif containing 15. The annotation marks the transcript as partial. The transcript is spliced from 4 exons. Gene Ontology annotation, molecular function: protein binding. Lineage: Eukaryota; Metazoa; Chordata; Aves; Passeriformes; Pipridae. The record is from RefSeq and is a predicted model, not a curated record.
GGCGUUGUCCCGGCUGGCAGCAGCCUGGAGAGCUGGAUGUUCCUGAAACCCGAGCCCGGGUUCUCCGAGCUGGAAAAGAAGCUCAAGAGCUUCUCCCAGAAGAGUGCAGUGCUCAAGGAGGUGCUGCUGGAGUUCAAGGAGAACCUGCGCUUCGAGCUGGAGAACGACACAGCCGACCUGUCCCUGGACCCCGACACGGCCAACCCCUACCUGGUGCUGUCGGAGGACAAGCGCAGCGUCCGCCUGCGCGGGGCCCCCCAGGAGCUGCCGGCGCACCCCAAGCGCUUCGACUACGCCUUCUGCGUCCUGGCCUGCGAGGGCUUCCAGGCGGGGCGGCACUACUGGGAGGUGGAGGUGGGCGACGGCGAGAGCUGGGUGCUGGGGGCCGCCCGCGAGUCCGUGCGGCGCAAGGAGAAGGUCGACUUCGCCCCCGAGGAGGGGAUCUGGGCGGUGGGGCUCAACUGGAAGGGCAAGAAUUGGGAUCAGUACCAGGCGUUCACCUCGCCCGAGACGCCGCUGUCGCUGUGCGAGCGGCCCCGCAAGGUGGGCGUGUACCUGGACUACGAGGGCGGCUGGGUGGCCUUCUACAACGCCGACACCAUGGCGCCCAUCUUCACCUUCACCGCCGCCUUCUCCGAGAGGAUCUUCCCCUUCUUCUGGCUCUUCUACGUCGGCUCCUCGCUGUCCCUCUGCAACUGAGGCGCUGCCGCCCGCCCGAGCUGCCACCGCCACUCCUCCUCUCCUCCCUCUCCUCCUCCUCCUCCUC